Molecule: messenger RNA, 1668 nt
Organism: Plasmopara halstedii
Lineage: Eukaryota; Oomycota; Peronosporomycetes; Peronosporales; Peronosporaceae
Product: Dual specificity phosphatase
Exons: 4
Coding region: 1-1668 (555 amino acids)
Biological process (GO): protein dephosphorylation
Molecular function (GO): protein tyrosine/serine/threonine phosphatase activity
Source: RefSeq, a predicted model, not a curated record
AUGUCGUCUAAAAUUAAGGAUGGGCUUUUCAUGGGGGACAUUGACGCGGCCCAAGACGCCGAUUUUCUGCAGCUUAAUGGAAUAAUGCAUAUUGUCAAUUGCGUGCCCCGCCAAAUGCCAAACAUAUUUCAACAAAGCCUUGGCCUGUCGUACACGGCUUGCGACUUAGAGGAGACACUACAUCGACCUUUUUUCGACCUCAAGAACCGCGAGUUUGGGCACAUAAUUCAAUUAAUUGAUCGAGCUCUGGACAAUACUGAAAGCGUGCUGGUGCAUUCUCCAAAUGGGUUUAACCGAAGUCCAAGUAUCAUGAUUGGAUACUUAAUGGUGAAAUAUUGCUGGGGUUUAGACAAAGCACACGAGUUUGUGAUGACCAAGCGCUCGGAUGUGAAACUGCAUAAAUCCUACAUUGAUCAACUUUGCGGCCUGGAGGCACAAAUUAAAGAAGAUCGUCCAGCUCGUGCGACGGACAGUCAGCUAUACGAGUGGCUAACUCUGUCUGCUGAUUCAAAGUUAGAUGAGAUUGUGCUAAUUCACACGUUUCUAAAUUCUUCUUCUAAACCUAAUGACAUUGGUGCCUUGGAGACGCGACGACGUGAUACAAGCAAACACCGCCGCGAGCGUCGAUUGACUUGGAUUGAUCAAACGUCUGAGUUGCGUAAGUCAAGCCCUUCAGUGCUUGAGCGUCCCCCCAACUCGUCGUACAAUGAAAUGGUUCCAGCUAACGGGUGGGUAGACUUGUUUGACCCUUCACCACAUUUUGCUCACAUCAUAAGCAAUAAGAUAACUACUUCAGAAGGUAGUAAUCUGCAUACUGCACGACUUGCCUUUGCUGAUCUAUCUAGUCGUGGCAAGCUUGAUACAGCUCCAUCGAGCGUAGAUUCUGACCAAUGUGGGCCUGAGGUAGACGUGGGACUUUUGGAAAUUGCUGAUGUACCAGUAUUGCACAGCAAUAAACGUCUUUAUUCGUUUUCAGCACCGAAGAAAAUCGAGAUACAUGACGAUGAGGCAUCGACAUGCCCAUCAACAACCAGCGAGGAGUUUGACUUUGUGCCAGGAUAUGCUGCUAAAAAUCGCGAAACCCUUGCACCGACUAAAUCUCACCCGCGACGACUGUCAAGCAAUCUUCCCAGAGCUUCGCUUUCAACAAAGCAUGUAUCUCUUCCUGGAAAAGGUCGCAAUAAUAGUUUUGGCAACGUGUUGAAUACCAAACCGCCGAGUGCUACUUUAAAAGGUGUGACGAAAAAGUCGGGCAAAAGGAUUACAACUGUGGGCUCUCGAAAUCUUGCUUCAGGAGGGCGUGUGUUCAACAGCGUCGAUUUCGCACCGCCUGCUUCCUCAGCGGCUGGUCGAAGGUCUGUUCCGACUGGUUCAGUUCGAUUUUUUGCUGCCGAUCAGCUUCGAAAAACUACACCAAUACGCCCUCGAACGGCACCACCACGUAUUCGCACUGACGUCGAGACAAAGGAUUUUUCUCAAAGAAAAAGAGUUGACUUGAACGGCAUUGGUCGAGUGACGAUCGACCCUAUCAAGUCGCACCGCUUGCAUUCAUCUUUGGAUUACACAAGUGGUAUUGACUUGGAUGCAUCUUUAUUACGUGGUGCAAGACGCACAUCAGCAUUAGAUGGGUUUGGCAAAGGUAAGACAGCUCGAGCUUCGUGGCGGUAG